AUGGCCUUGCGUGGAGUCAACCUACCUCUCGCUUGGGUCGGUCAAGAGAAGAUCCUAGUAGAUGUUUUCCAAGAGAUUGGCCUCACCGAUGAAGAAAUCGCAACUUUUUUGAGUGGUCCGGCAUUUCAGGCUUGGAACCGAUUCGGUAAUAUUCAGGGCUUUUGGCACGGUGACCUUCCCCGGUCAUGGAUCGACCAACAGUUCGAAUUACAGAAAAAGAUUGUGCGCCGGAUGGUAGAGCUUGGCAUGACACCGGUUUUGCCUUCGUUUACUGGGUUUGUUCCUGCAAAUACGAGCCGCGUUUUUCCGGACGCAGAUAUCAUUCACGGGUCACAAUGGGGUGGCUUUCCUGUUCAAUACACGAAUGAUUCGUUCUUGCAGCCCUUUGACGACCAUUUCGCCGAGCUGCAGCAUAGCUUCAUCAGCAAGCAGAAUUCUGCAUAUGGCAACAUUAGCCAUAUUUAUACUCUUGAUCAGUACAACGAAAACACCCCUCCGUCGGGUGAUUUGGAUCUCCUCCGGAACAUCUCCCGUGGCACAAUGAAGAGCCUCAAAGAAGCUGACCCCGAUGCGAUUUGGUUGAUGCAAGGGUGGCUAUUCUAUGCUCUUUCUUCCUUUUGGACCAAUGAUCGAGUUGAAGCUUAUCUUGGAGGCGUUGAAAAUGAUGAGGACAUGAUCAUCUUAGACUUGUACUCAGAGUCGAUCCCCGAAUGGCGUCGAACCAAAUCUUAUUUCGGCAAGCCGUGGAUUUGGUGCCAACUUCACGAUUUUGGAGGAAACAUGGGUCUGUAUGGACAGAUUCUGAAUGUCACCCAGAACGCGACUCAAGCACGGCUCGAAUCUCCGUCAAUGGUGGGCUAUGGGCUGAGCCCUGAGGGUCAAGAAGGUAACGAAAUCAUGUACGACCUACUUUUGGAUCAAGCCUGGUCCUCCGAGGCCAUUGACACGCAGCAAUACUUCCAUGAUUGGGUUUCAAGCCGUUAUGCCGGGUCUGGAUCUGUUCCUCGCGGGCUUUACGAAGGGUGGGACCUGAUGCGAUCGACGGUGUACAACAAUACCAAUAUGACCAACAUAGCCGUCAUCCAGCCAAUAGUGGAAGCGCAGCCAGGUAUUAAUGGUGUCCUUGGAAGGACCGGAACCCAUCCUAGGGCUCUUACAUACGAUCCCGCGGACCUUGUCAGGGCGUGGCAGUCAUUAUACCAAGCUGCUCAUGCGGAACCAGAGCUGUGGCAUAAUACAGCUUAUCAGCAUGACAUGGUUGAUGUAACUCGCCAAGUCCUUGACAACGCUUUCAUCCCACUGUAUACGGAUCUAGUCACGACGUACAAUGAAUCCAAUGCGUCUUCAGAUACUUUGUCGAAAAAAGGACGGACAAUGCUCCGUCUUCUGGGUGAUCUGGACGACGUCCUUCUUACCAACGAAAACUUCCGACUCUCAAAAUGGAUAAACUCUGCAAGAUCUUGGGCUCAAGGUGACAAGAAGCAGGCCGCCUUCUAUGAGUAUAAUGCGCGCAAUCAGAUUACACUAUGGGGACCAAAUGGCGAGAUCACCGACUACGCCUCAAAGGGAUGGGCCGGUCUGGUUUCCACGUAUUAUGUUCCUCGUUGGCAGAUAUUCAUCGACUAUCUUAAAUCCACUCCGACAGCCUCAUAUAACUCCACGGCAUUUUUCGAGAAGUUGAGAGCUUUUGAGCAGGGGUGGCAGGAAGAGACUUGGACGGCACCUGAGCCCACUGGAGGUGAGAUAGACCUGCGAAAGGUGCUAACCCGUAUCCACGGUCGGUGGCCUUCGGUAUUUGGGGCCAAGUAG
Penicillium cosmopolitanum is the source of this 1809-nucleotide messenger RNA. RefSeq names its product alpha-N-acetylglucosaminidase. The record is from RefSeq and is a predicted model, not a curated record. Lineage: Eukaryota; Fungi; Ascomycota; Eurotiomycetes; Eurotiales; Aspergillaceae. The transcript has a single exon. The coding region runs from base 1 to 1809 and encodes 602 amino acids.